GAUGUCUUAUCCCUCUACAGUCACCAACUACAAUUUCAGUAGCAACCUCCCAUCGCCAUCAGACCAUCGCUAGACGACUCCCUCCCCUCUGCCAAGCUACCGGUUGCCUGCCCAGAUCUCCACCGCCCGAUGGCCGCCGCAGCGGCCGCCUCCCCCGACGACGAGAUCGUCUACGAGUCCAUGCCCUGCAUCCGCAUCUACAAGAACCGCGUGGAGCGCUACUUCGGCUCCGAGUUCGUCGCCGCCUCCACCGACGCCGCCACCGGCGUCGCCUCCAAGGACGUCACCAUCUCCCCCAAUGUUUCCGCGCGCCUCUACCUCCCCCGCGUCGAGCGCAACACCAAGCUUCCCCUCCUCGUCUACUACCACGGCGGCGGCUUCUGCCUCGGCUCCGCCUUCAACCCCACCUUCCACGCCUACUUCAACGGCUUCGCCGCGCUCGCCAACGUCCUCGUCGUCUCCGUCGAGUACCGCCUCGCGCCCGAGCACCCCGUUCCCGCCGCCUACGCCGACUCCUGGGAGGCGCUCGCCUGGGUCGUCUCCCACGCCGCCUCCGAGCCUUGGCUCCGCGGCCACGCCGACUUCUCCCGACUCUACCUUGGCGGCGAGAGCGCGGGCUCCAACAUUGCGCACCACAUGGCGAUGCGCGUGGCCGCGGAGGGGCUGGCCCACGGCGCCGAGAUCCGGGGCCUCGUCAUGAUCCACCCCUAUUUCCUGGGCACCAACAAGGUGCCCUCCGACGACCUGGACCCCGCGAUGCGCGAGAGCCUGGGAUCCCUGUGGCGCGUCAUGUGCCCGGGGACCACGGGGGAGGACGACCCGCUCAUCAACCCCUUCGUGGACGGCGCGCCGGGGCUGGACGCGCUGGCGUGCGGCCGCGUCCUCGUGUGCGUCGGCGAGGUCGACGUGCUCCGGGACCGCGGCCGUGCCUACUACGACCGGCUCAGGGCCAGCGGGUGGCGCGGCGAGGCGGAGAUAUGGCAGGCGCCCGACAAGGGCCACACGUUCCACCUCAUUGACCCGUGCUGCGACGAGGCCGUCGCACAGGACAAGGUCAUCAGCGACUUCCUCAACCGUUGACUCGCGUCGCAGGCUGUGGCGUCGCCGGAGUCGAACCAAAUUUAGCUUCAGUGUAUACUCUUACUCGGAAAUCGAAAUAACUGCAGCUUCGUUGCUGAUGAAUGCUGCUGCGCUAAAUUACUACCGGUACAUUUCAGAUUCAGAA
Phragmites australis (common reed) is the source of this 1225-nucleotide messenger RNA. RefSeq names its product 2-hydroxyisoflavanone dehydratase-like. The coding region runs from base 130 to 1080 and encodes 316 amino acids. The record is from RefSeq and is a predicted model, not a curated record. NCBI's taxonomy places the organism in Eukaryota, Viridiplantae, Streptophyta, Magnoliopsida, Poales, Poaceae. Gene Ontology annotation, molecular function: hydrolase activity. The transcript has a single exon.